Molecule: messenger RNA, 1147 nt
Organism: Apodemus sylvaticus (European woodmouse)
Lineage: Eukaryota; Metazoa; Chordata; Mammalia; Rodentia; Muridae
Exons: 3
Coding region: 1-669 (222 amino acids)
Source: RefSeq, a predicted model, not a curated record
AUGGAGAAUCCGACAGGGAAGAAGUUGGAACUCCCAAACUGCAGAGAGCGAAGCCGUUCCCUAGGCUUUCAGUCUUCACACCACCCAGCCCGAGAAGCUCAAACAUCCGCAGCGUGCUUCCCGUCGGCCCGGGCGCGCCGCCCACACACCCCCGAGACGCGGCGCGGCGCGGCGGACGGCGGUCACUUACUGCCCCUGGUGUGCAGAGAUGGGCAGCUCAGGCGCGGGAGACUCGCCUCAGGCUCCACAGCCCGAGAUCCAAGGCAAACGGCAGCCCCGGGAGCGAGGACCAACCCGCGGGCGGAAGCUGCUGGUCUCCCGCACACGCCGCUCCCUCCGCCUUCCAGGUCCCCCACCAAGCCCCCGACGCCAACCCCGGCUUUGCACCUCGGUCCUCAGCUCCGGGCCUCUCCUGUCCGCCUCUCUCCGGCCUCCACAGCCUCGGGACCCCGCAGAUAUCCAACCGUGGACCCAACGGCCUUGACUAGACGACCCUCGCCGGAAGUGCCGGCAGUCGGAGUGCGCCGCCAAAAUUCCUCCGCGGCGCGCUGGGGCCACGCAAAAAGAUGUUCCGGCGGCAGAGGGCAGCUGCUGCCAGAAGAGGGAGCUAGGGAGCAAGUGGUGCCCAAGAGCGUGACUGCCUUCCAGCUAGCUCAUCAUCGGCGCUAAGGGAAAAAUAUGAUUAUUAAACAUGCUGGCUGAUGCGGGAAAGCUCUCUGGGUAAGGGAAAGCGUAAGCGCAGUCUCUAAGGCAAACUGUGGUUGAGGUCUCUUGAAUUCAAGGGAUGACAAGGCUGAUCUGGAAGCAUCUUUUUGACAAGGAACCAAGACUACUCCCAAGCAAAGAGCGAGCGGGCAGGACAGAUCACCUCCCAAAUGAGGGCAAUUAACUAUGGUGGGAGGCUGAGGCCUCGGAGUGAUGACGUCAAUCACGAGUUCUCCAGAAGCCCUUGCAAGCCCAGGACUUGACCAGAUCACCUGACCAGAUCACAGGCUCUGCCAUCUAUGCAAACCUCAAGCCCCUCCCAUUUCCCUUUUUUAUAAAAUCUCAAAGUUCCUGUCAGCUCUUCAAAGACAAACUUGGUACAAGCAAACCCCUUUUCCUGUUUUUCUCAUCAUGGACACUUUAAUAAAAACUCUUUAUCAUU